AUGGGUCGAAUGGGCCCAAUUAUAGCCAUCAGUGUGGCUUUGAGAUGGCUCCUACCUACAGUUUUGCCUAAUAUACCUUUUAAUUUAUCAACGACAGUUGAAGUUUGCACACCAAUAAAUUCAUUUAAAACGUUGCAAGAAGCGUUUUACUACCUAAAUCAUGGUAUAAACUUAUAUGAUGGGGGAAAUAUUGCACAUCCUCCAUUGCUAGUCAUGUUUUUGAAUAUAUUUAACGAUUUGCCAGAGCCUUUGGCUGGAAUGACGUUUAAUUUGAUAUACACGUUAGUUGAUAUAAACAUUGCAUACAAUUUUAUAGCAUUGAACAAGUGGUAUUGUCAACAUAAUAGUGAAAGAACUGGAAAGUCAUUGAAAGGAUAUGAUGACAGCUUGAUCGCAAGUUUCUACUUGUUCAACCCACUCGUCAUUCUUAUCAAUUUGUCACAUUCAACUUUAGUGUUUGGGUUGUUCUUACUAAGUGUAUCUUUGGUUCAGGCUACGAAAUAUUCCAACUUGGUUAGAUCUAUGAUGGCUUUGUCUAUCUCAGGGUAUCUUUCAUUGAACCUCAACUUCUUGAUACUACCGAUCCUCGGGUUGUACGUUGCAAACACCCGCAAAAGUUGGAAACUGGUAUGUGUUACGGGAAUCGCUUCGUACCUUAUCACAACUUCUAUACUACUUUGGUCCUCAUAUUUUGCCACAUCCUCAUGGUCAUUUUUAAACCUGUGCUACGGAACGGUUAUCAAAUUCGACAAGAUUUCACCAAAUUUGGGUCUUUGGUGGUACAUGUUCACGGAAAUGUUUGACUUCUUUACGCCAUUUUAUCUUGGGGUAUUCAAUAUCUUUUCAGUCAUCUUUAUCGCACCUUUUACCGUUAGGUUAUUCGAAUUCCAAAACAAAGAUCAUACGCUGGUAUUAGGUGACUCUUUUCUAGCUGUCGUGCUUUCAUACCUUUGGUUAUCCUUCACAAAGUCAUAUUCCACCGUUGGUGAUCUUGCUUUUGCACUUUCGCUCAUACCUAUUUUCAAAAGUACCUUUUUACAAUAUUGUCGCUUCAUCUACAUUACAGGACUCACCCUUCUCGUGUGUCUCUUGCUCACUCCAAUUUUUUACUACUCUUGGAUUGUCUUGGGCAAUGGAAACUCAAACUUCUUUUACAGUCUUAAUUUGAUAUGGGGAGCUGUUCAUGCCUUGACUAUGAUCGACCAGAUUUGGGCUCGUGUGACUUACGACUACAUUCUUGAUAAUAAUAUCUCCGACGACAAGAUACCAACCCUUAGAUUGACCCAAAUCUAG
Priceomyces carsonii is the source of this 1293-nucleotide messenger RNA. Its product is annotated as GPI-anchor transamidase subunit. Gene Ontology annotation, biological process: attachment of GPI anchor to protein. Gene Ontology annotation, cellular component: membrane; GPI-anchor transamidase complex. Lineage: Eukaryota; Fungi; Ascomycota; Pichiomycetes; Serinales; Debaryomycetaceae. The transcript has a single exon. The record is from RefSeq and is a predicted model, not a curated record. The coding region runs from base 1 to 1293 and encodes 430 amino acids.